AUGGACUCACCACCAACCAUUUCUCCUAGUUCCACCUCCUUGUCCCACAACCCAAUAGGCGAAGCCACUGAAAUGCCCACUCCAACUCUGACAUUCAAGGUGGUCGAGAGCCAGCUUCACGAAGAUAUUCUUGCUAAACGAACGGCGUGGCGCUUCUUUGCCGACGGCCCCGAAGAAGUCUUCAAUCAACUUCAAGUGGACAAAUCACCUAUCACCUAA
This is a messenger RNA of Penicillium oxalicum, 219 nucleotides long. RefSeq lists its product as uncharacterized. Bases 1 to 219 code for a protein of 72 amino acids. The record is from RefSeq and is a predicted model, not a curated record. Lineage: Eukaryota; Fungi; Ascomycota; Eurotiomycetes; Eurotiales; Aspergillaceae. The transcript has a single exon.